Messenger RNA from Phoenix dactylifera (date palm), 1354 nucleotides. The record is from RefSeq and is a predicted model, not a curated record. NCBI's taxonomy places the organism in Eukaryota, Viridiplantae, Streptophyta, Magnoliopsida, Arecales, Arecaceae.
CAAACCAAACAGAUCCCAACACCACCAGGAGAGAGAAAUAAAAGAGAGGAGAGAUACCAAUUCUUUUCAUCUCAUUAACCCUUCUUCCACACACAAACUAUGCAGCUCUAACUCCUCUCUCUCUUCUCUUUAUUUCUCCCCAGUAUCACCACAACCCCAACUCCAUCCUCCUCCUCUCUACCUUUCUUUCCUUUUUUUUGUUUUCCCCCAAUUUUUAACAGUAGGAUCAAUGGAAAACCACAACCAAAAUCCUCAGGAAAGAGAGCAGCUGUCAUCCCACCCCACCUCCCCAAAUUCUACCGCCAGCAGCAGCAGCACCAGCACCAGCAGCAAAGGAGUAGCGGCCGCAGGUGGAGCGACAAUUGCGGCAGUACAGGUUGCAUCGCCUCCAAAUCUACAGCCUCCAACGCCGAAAUCCAUUCCGAGAUCCAUCGAAUCCAACCCCUACCCCACCACCUUUAUCCAGGCCGACACCUCCUCUUUCAAGCAGGUCGUACAGAUGCUCACCGGCUCCGCCGAGACCGCCGCCAAGCACGCCGCCGCUAACCCCCCGCCACCCAAGAACCCGAUCCCGCCCGCCGCCAAGGCCACCGGCCCCAAGAAACCGGUCUUCAAGCUCUACGAACGCCGCAGCAGCCUCAAGAAUCUCAAAAUGAUCAGCCCGCUCAUCCCCACCUUCCUCAGUUCCGCCCCCGCUUCCCCGGCCGGCGGCGCCUUCUCCCCCAGGAAGCAGCCGGAGAUCCUCUCGCCGAGCAUGCUGGAUCUUCACUCGGCCCUGGUCCUCAGCCCGGUCACGCCGCUGAUCCCGGAUCCCUUCAACCGGUCGCCGCAGACGGACUCGUCGCUGUCGCCGGCGAUGUCGGCCGAGGAGCGGGCGAUCGCUGAGAAGGGGUUCUACUUGCACCCGUCGCCGAGGAACACGCCGAGGGACGCCGAGCCACCCCGGCUGCUGCCGCUCUUCCCUGUGACGUCGCCGCGAAUCUCCUCCGCCUCAGCUUCCUCUGCUUGAGAUUGCUGCAUCCUUAUCGAAAAUAUUAUGACUACUUCGUCCAAUUCGGAUUUUAUCUCUUCUUCUUCUUCUUCUUUUCCUCGGAGAGAGAUGGCGCUGGCUACGGGAGGCCUCUGCUUCCAUUGUAUCCAAUUUGAGUUACCUUUCUUCCUCUCUCUGAUUCGCUCCUCCGGUAUUCUCUCUGUGAUACAUACAGACCAACCCGCCAAUAUGAAAUGAAUGGUAUCCGGAAGGGCAAAGGUGGUGUUUUUUUCCCCUUUUCUCCUCUCCCUCUAUCUCUUGUAUCUUUCAAUCUGGUUAUAAGAUUUUGUUUACCUAUGGACUCGAUGAGAAAAUUUACUUUCU